Molecule: messenger RNA, 1398 nt
Organism: Tinamus guttatus (white-throated tinamou)
Lineage: Eukaryota; Metazoa; Chordata; Aves; Tinamiformes; Tinamidae
Source: RefSeq, a predicted model, not a curated record
AUGCGGAAAUCAAUUCCAGUGCCUUGCUCCAAUUCAAAUCACAAGCUGUGUGAGAUUGACACAGUGGGGGAAGCUUUCGCAUCUCCUAGUUCACAUUACUUUGUAGUACGGUUGCAGCUUGAAAUUAAAGAAUACAGCACAUUUUCAAGUGCAUUGAAGAAAUGCUGUAAGCAAAAGAAAGACUCUGUGUUCAGCCAGGGAACAGAUGACUCAUCUGCUUCUCAGUAUUUUCAGUUUUAUGGCUGUCUAUCUCAACAAAUGAACAUGAUGCAGGAUUUUGUGAGGACAGCCACGUAUCACAGUGCUAUCCUACAAAACCACAUCGAUUUUCAAGACAAGGUGGUUCUAGAUGUGGGCUGCGGAUCAGGAAUCCUUUCAUGUUUUGCAGUGCAGGCUGGAGCUAGGAAAGUCUAUGCAGUUGAAGCCAGUUCAGUGGCAAAAUAUGCAGAGAUGUUGGUGAGAAGUAACAACCUUUCUGACAAGAUCACCGUGCUGUCAGGAAAAGUUGAGGAUAUCUCCCUACCUGAGAGGGUUGAUGUGGUAAUUUCUGAACCAAUGGGUUUUAUGCUGUUCAAUGAAAGGAUGUUGGAAAGUUACCUCCACUCCAAAAAAUGGCUGAAAUGCAAUGGAAUGAUGUUUCCAACAUUAAGUGACAUUCAUUUCGCUCCUUUUUCCGAUGAGCAGCUGUACAUGGAACACUACUCCAGAGCCAAUUUUUGGUACCAAGAGUGCUUUUACGGGGUCAAUCUCUCCAGUCUACGUAAAGCAGCCGUGGACGAGUAUUUCAGACAACCCAUUGUGGACACUUUCGACGUGAGGAUCCUGAUGGCUCGGACAGUGAAGUACACCAUCAACUUCACCGAAGCUGCGGAGGAGGACUUGCACAGAAUGGAGAUCCCUUUCGUUUUCCAUAUGAUGCAGUCUGGACUAAUCCAUGGCCUGGCCUUCUGGUUUGAUGUGGCUUUUGUGGGAUCACUGGCAACUGUUUGGUUGUCGACUGCACCGAUGGAGCCCCUCACACACUGGUACCAAGUACGCUGCCUUCUUCAGACACCCCUCUUCGCUAAAGAGGGGGAAACUCUCUCAGGAAAAGUGUUGUUUGUUGCCAAUGCGAGACAAAGUUAUGAUAUUCAGAUUGUGGCUGUGGUGGACCAGACAGGAUUUAAAUCUGGUAACAUUCUUGACCUAAAGAAUCCAUUUUUUAGGUAUGUCUAGAAUAUAUUGCAAUUCGGCCCCUGAAAAGAUGAAGUGAGAUUCUCACCAAGCUGAAUAACCAAUGAGACAGAAUUGAAUUCGGUUCCUAGUAGGCCUACUGGUCCUUGUGUAAAAUCAAUUUGUAAGUGUACAUAUCAGUAAUAAAAGAGUUUAUGCAAGUAACACAAUAAGGGGAUACUGUGG